CGAUCCGAGCUUCAUUCUACCAACAUCAGCGAGCCCGCGUGUGCGGACGCUGCGCUCGCGACCCGGUCAACACGUGAAAAAAAAACCGUCGUUCCAAUUUCAAAAGUGUUCAAAAACUUUUCGUGUUUCGUUGUGCGUAUGUUUGUGUGAUUUGUUUAUUGUAAAGCGGCAACAUGGGAACGUUUAAAACGCUUAGGCGUGGUAUCCUGCUGCUAGUAUUAUCAUCAUGUGCGCUGGCGCAGAGCAAGUCAGACGACUUGCAGGCAGUACCCAGCGAUCUCAGAAGAGCAGUCAGCGAGGCGCUCGCUUUAGAAAGACGGUUCCUACAGGGGGCUAGAGAUGAAAACUGCUCAUCAGCAGAGGACUCCGUCAGCAGCACGCCCUGUCCGCCGAGCAAGUACCGCAGCGCCUCGGGCGAGUGCAACAACGUGCGUCACCGCCCGUGGGGUAGGCGCGGCGACGUGUUCCUGCGAUUGCUGCCCGCCAACUACGCCGACGAUGUCUCCAAACCAAUGGAGCCGCCGCGGCUACCAGAGCCGGCGCUGGCGGUGCGCGCUGCAGCCCAGCUGACGCAGCCCGCCGACCAUGACUACGUGACCAGCAUGCUGGCCGCCUGGGGCCAGCUGCUGAUGGACGAUCUCAUCGCCACCGUCAACGGGAACAAGGACUGCAAUGGGGGUCACUGUGAAUACGUGCGAUCUGCGCCGACCAGAAACAUCGACUCUUGUGGUUUUGAGUCACGUGACCAAAUGAACAUGGCGACAGCAUUCCUGGAUGGCUCAGCUCUAUACGGCAGCUCAGAGAAGGAACUGCGGUCUCUACGAUUAUACGACGUUGGCAAGCUUGAUCUCGCUUCGUGUAGAAAAUGCAACGAACCCACCCCAACCGCACCCCUCUACAAGGCCCUAGUGGCUGAACACAAUCGCGUGGCCGGACAGCUGUACGCCAUGAACCCCUUCUGGGACGACACGACGCUUUUCCUAGAGACACGACGAAUUAUCGCUGCUGUCAUACAACAUAUCACGUUCAAUGAGUUCCUGCCUGUGCUUCUUGGAGAGGUGGGCAUGGCUAAGGCUGAGCUGAAACUAACUUCCCUUGGGUUCUGGCGAGGCUACUCCAGCGCCAACCGCGCUGGCGCCUACUCCGAGCUAGUGGCCGUCGCUCCUGUCUUCGAAGCUAUGAUGAACGAGAAACUGAUCAACGCUACCAUCACCGUCAAAGACUUAGCCGAAACCAGCGCAAACCGCGUUUCUCGCUUCACAUCUUCAGCCACUUGGGACCUGAACAGGUCUCGUGACCAUGGAGUGUCCUCGUACCUUCGGGCCCUCAGGCUAUGCGAACCUAUGGCUGGAGUCAAGUCUUAUGCAGACUUUGAUAAAUUGGGCUUCGAUCGCGCGCAGCAGGAGAUGUUGGCGAGCAUGUAUAGAAACCCAGAAGAUGUGGAGCUGAUGAUCGGCGGUUCCUUGGAGAAGGCAGCGUCUGGAGCAGUAAUCGGAUCCACUAUGGCCUGUGUUCUAGCUCUCCAGUUCGCUAACCUUAAGAAGAGUGACAGAUUUUGGUAUGAAAACGAUAUCCCUCCCUCUUCGCUGCUGCCGGAACAAUUGGCUGCCAUCAGAAAAGUAUCUCUCUCUGGACUACUCUGUUCCGUCGAUGAUUCGUUGAGCGAAAUACAGCCCAAGGCGUUCGUCAAAAAGGAUCCUUUCCUAAACGCAGCCCAAGACUGCUCCCAGCACGGCCGCAUGGAACUCGAAGCGUGGCGCGACGAAAGCGGCGCCAAGGCCGCCGAGCGACUGUCCCAAGACAUGUUGGCCGCUGCCCUGGAGAAGGCCAAGCAAGAGAUGGCCGACAGGAAAAAACUGGAGUACAUGCUAUGGGAAGUCCGUGGUGGAGCCGACCCUCACUCUCCCGUCGGUACCGCUGCCUCGUUCUCCAAAGCCAACAAGUAUGCCCUGAAGCUGGCCAACACUUCGCUGUUCUUUGAGUUUGCCACCAACGAACUGCUCAACUCCAUCAAUGGACCAGGCCACCGCCGCAAGCGCCAAGUUUUCGACGACUCCCUCGGCUUCCCGACCUCCACCGACUUCGCUGACGCCCUCCAAUCCGUGGACGUGAGCGGCAUCCUCGGACAGGACCAGCUCGGCCCGGUCAUUGAACCCGAAUGUGAUGAAAACGGCCAAUGUGACGCGGAUAGCCCCUUCAGGACGUAUACUGGACACUGCAAUAAUCUCAGGAAUCCAAAUUUGGGGAAGAGUUUGACCACGUUCGCGAGAUUGCUGCCUCCUGUUUAUGAAGAUGGUGUCAGCCGUCCCCGCAUCAACUCAGUAACCGGUACUCCGCUAGUGUCACCACGUAUUGUCUCAACAGUGAUCCACCCUGACAUCUCCAACUUGCACACUCGAUACACUCUUAUGGUGAUGCAGUUCGCUCAGUUCGUCGAUCACGAGCUGACCAUGACCCCUAUUCACAAAGGUUUCCACGAGUCCAUCCCCGACUGCCGCUCCUGCGACUCGCCGCGCACAGUUCACCCUGAAUGUAACCCCUUCCCUGUACCACGUGGAGACCACUACUACCCUGAAGUCAACGUGACCUCAGGAGAGAGGCUGUGCUUCCCCUUCAUGAGGAGCUUGCCCGGACAACAGCAACUUGGACCCAGAGAGCAAGUGAACCAGAACACGGCCUUCAUCGACGGCUCAGUGAUCUACGGAGAGAACCCGUGUAUCAUCCGCAAGUUGCGCGGUUUCAACGGCCGCAUGAACGCUACUCAACACCCGCUCCUUACCCGCGACCUUCUGCCGCGAUCUGACAGCCAUCCUGAGUGCAAGGCCGCUAGUGGCUUCUGCUUCAUCGCUGGUGACGGUCGAGCAUCAGAACAGCCAGGCCUCACCGCCAUCCACACGAUGUGGCUCCGCGAGCACAAUCGCAUCUCCGAAGGCCUGAAGGGUGUCAACCCCCACUGGGACGCGGAGCUCAUCUUCGAGCACACCAGACGUAUUGUCACUGCGGAGCUCACGCACGUUAUCUACAACGAGUUUCUGCCGAGGCUGUUGUCGUGGAACGCUGUCAAUCUUUAUGGAUUGAAGCUGCUGCCUGCUGGAUACUACAAGGAAUACUCCCCUACCUGCAACCCCGCUAUCGUGACAGAGUUCGCCUCGGCGGCGUUCAGAUUCGGCCACUCGCUGCUGAGGCCGCAUCUGCCCCGUCUGUCGCCCACGUACCAGCCCAUGGAACCUCCGAUCUUGCUGCGUGAUGGCUUCUUCAGAACUGACAUGUUCAUGAGUCACGCACAAAUGGUUGACGAGCUUAUCCGCGGUAUCGCUUCAACCCCCAUGGAAACCCUCGACCAGUUCAUCACCGGAGAAGUCACCAACCAUCUCUUCGAAGACCGCCGCAUACCCUUCUCGGGUAUCGAUUUGGUGGCCCUGAACGUACAGAGAGCGAGAGACCACGGCAUACCCAGCUAUAACAACUACAGAGCGCUUUGUAACUUGAAGAGAGCAGCUGCCUUUGAUGACUUGUCGAGGGAGAUUCCUGAUGAAGUUAUUGCAAGACUGAAGAGAAUAUACCCGACUGUGGACGACAUCGACCUGUUCCCUGGAGGCAUGAGCGAGCGGCCACUGCAAGGAGGUUUAGUGGGCCCCACCUUCGCCUGCAUCAUCGCCAUCCAGUUCAGACAGCUGAGGAAGUGUGACAGAUUCUGGUACGAGAACGACAACAACGCUGCCCGCUUCACCGAACAGCAGCUCUCGGAGAUCCGAAAAGUCACGCUCUCAAAGGUUCUCUGCGAGAACUUCGACCAGAACAGCGACAUCCAGAGGGCUGCCUUCGACCUGCCUAGCAAUUUCUUGAACCCUCGCGUGCCUUGCGGAUCCCUGCCGAAGGUGGACCUUUCUGCUUGGAGAGAAAGUGCGGCUCAGGGUUGUCUCAUCGCGGGCCGUAACGUGCCUGUCGGAGAUUCUGCCUUCCCUUCGCCUUGCACGUCCUGCAUUUGUACUUCUGAAGGGGCCCAAUGCGCGUCGCUGCGCAUCACGGACUGCGCACAGCUCCUGCGUGAGUGGCCGCGCGAGGCGGUGGCGCGCGACGACGUGUGCGCGGCGCAGUGCGGCGCGGCGGCGCCCGGCCCCGCCCCGCACCCCGCCGCGCACCCCGCCGCGCGCGCGCCGCGCCGACCGCCGCUCAACUUCAAGUUCCCCGACCUGUCGCCAUUUGUUGCUAAGUGAGGAGUUGGGGAGUGAUCGUUUACACGAGUGAUCAUACUUGAAGAUUUGACCGAUUUGAGAGCUCGCUGUGAGAGCGAUUUCAAUAUUUUUUGGACGAAAUGCUGUUUUGGUGUUUUCUUUCGGAAACAUUGGUUUCGGAUGUUUUUUUCUGGUACGAGUCGAAAAACUUCAUAGUAAAACGUGACGAUCCGAAGGACGAUUAACAUUUUUUACAUUCGGAUUCUAACCAAAAACAACAACAAAAUUCAGUUUUAACAUAAAAAGUAUGUAUGAAAAAUCUAGAAAUGAUAAUUAAUGCCCUCAACUGUAUUUGUGUUUAAAGAAGGAUUAUUCACUAUUCAGUUCUACUCUGGUUGUAGCUAAACGUACUUGCAAAAUUCGAGCAAUAGCGCAUUUCCUUUUACAUUCACAGUUAGCAACAGAAGUAACUAAACGACAUGCUAAUCGUUUGCAAGUCAUUCUCUUGCUGACUGUACUUUCAAUAAAAAAGAAUACUAAACAGGUCUACAACCUGUUAUUUAACAGUGACCGGUUUUCGGUACAUCAAAUGGACCUUUUAAUUUUUAGACCGCAAAUGGUAAAUAUUAUGAAAAUAUAUUGCUCAAAUAUAUUGAACAAAAGGUUGUACAAUAUGGUAAAAUUAUCUAAACGUCUAUAAUGGAGUUGAUGACUAAUUUAAAUAUGAUUAAGUGCCGGGAAUAACAAUAUACGUAAUAGUUUAUGCAACUGUUACUUAAUAAUGGGAUUAAAACAUAAGUGUGAUUUUAUGUAACCACUGUAACUGUGUUUCAAUGCCAAAUGAUAAACGGUUGCAUAAUAAGUUAUUUAUCUACGAACAUAUUUAAAACGUUCUGUUGCGUUGUUUUUAUAAGAUAUUUUAAUUUUUAAAUAGCAUCGUAGCUGUUUUAUGAUAUGGGCAUAGAUAAAAUUAAAUUAAAAUGAGUCCCACUUUUAAAUUAUUAUUUAAAUGUAGGGAUAAGAAAUAAAAUACUUUUCCAGUCUAUUCCUUCCCUUGUGUAUUGUAGACUUGCAGAAUUAUAUACUCCUUGUUUAAGUUUAUUACAACAAAUUAUUAGGUAGUUAAAUAUGUAUAAUAAAUAGUUGCUAUUUAUUAGUCUAAUUUAGGGUAUUGUUAAGAUCUGUACGUUGUUUAAGACACUUCGUUGCAAUGCAAUAAUGUGGCUUUAACAAAACUGUUUCAAGUACCAAAUUACAUUUUUAUAAUUUUAUACUCUUUCGAAUUAUAAUUCUUUUUAAUUAUAGUUAAGCAUUUAUGGCCAUCGUUAGCUUUAAUUUUGAUGUGGCGAAAACAAAAUUAGGUUAAGUAUAUUGACAUAAUAAAUACACCCAGUUGUUCUGAAAAUACAAAUGGACAUGUACUAAAUGUUAAAUGUUACCAAGAUGUACAAUACCUGAGUCAGAUGUGCAAGUUGCGGCGAGUUUCCAAAAAGUUGGAAAUGUUCUCGAAAAUUUCAGAGAAAAUGGAGUUUUAUUUUGGAUAUGAAAAAUUCCGAUACCCAUACAAAUACGAGAAGUUUCCGUAAUUUUUCCAUUUGGAAAUUUCGCAGUUUUGGAAACUUUCCGACGGCACAUCAAUAACUGAGUAAAAAUCAAUAGUUACCUAAAAUUUGUUUAAUUUACCGAUAUGUGCUGUUCUAGUUGUAUAAGUUAUUAAAACAAUUUUCAACAUUUGUCACUGCCUAAAGGCCUGUGCACAUCGGCUGCGUGCGCAUAGACGAGCACGUGCGCGUGCGCUAAAAUGUUGGAACCGCACGCGAAACGCAAGCGGUGAGCAGUCUCUCAUAAGAAUCUGUAUAAUACAACGGUCCACGCUCACGCAUCCGAUGUGCACGGGCCUUAAAAAUGUACUUUUAUAAAUUAUUGUAAAAAAACAUUGGCCGAAAUCAAGGUGUAAAAUAAUUAUAACUAGCUAUAGGAACACAAAUCUCAUCUAGUGACAAAACAAGUAAACGAAUAUUUUGUUUAAAAA
This is a messenger RNA of Cydia strobilella, 6207 nucleotides long. RefSeq names its product heme peroxidase 2. Bases 174 to 4217 code for a protein of 1347 amino acids. Gene Ontology annotation, biological process: response to oxidative stress. The transcript has 24 exons. The record is from RefSeq and is a predicted model, not a curated record. Gene Ontology annotation, molecular function: heme binding; peroxidase activity. Lineage: Eukaryota; Metazoa; Arthropoda; Insecta; Lepidoptera; Tortricidae.